This is a messenger RNA of Pseudophryne corroboree (corroboree frog), 1337 nucleotides long. It is a transcript of the gene MAD2L2, whose product is annotated as mitotic arrest deficient 2 like 2. Lineage: Eukaryota; Metazoa; Chordata; Amphibia; Anura; Myobatrachidae. Gene Ontology annotation, cellular component: zeta DNA polymerase complex. The transcript has 9 exons. The coding region runs from base 160 to 795 and encodes 211 amino acids. The record is from RefSeq and is a predicted model, not a curated record.
CAGUAGUUAGGCGGCACUAGGACCUGGGAGCCUCCUCCGGCGUCAUCAGCGCUGCGACCACACGGGAAGUGUCAGGGCCGGCCCCGGGGCGUGGUGCUGGGGAGAGGGGAGGACCGGGCCCGGGGAGAGCGGGAGCCGGGGCCGGGUACAGAUAGGACAAUGACCACUCUAACGCGCCAAGACCUGAACUUCGGGCAAGUGGUGGCGGAUAUCCUGUGUGAGUUCCUAGAGGUUGCUGUGCAUCUAAUACUGUAUGUCCGAGAGGUUUAUCCUACCGGCAUCUUCCAGAAGAGGAAAAAAUACAAUGUACCAGUCCAGAUGUCCUGUCACCCGGAACUGAACCGCUACAUCCAGGACACACUGCACUGUGUGAAGCCGCUGAUAGAGAAGAAUGAUGUGGAGAAAGUGGUGGUAGUGAUCCUGGAUAAAGAACACCACCCGGUGGAGAGAUUUGUCUUUGAAAUUGCGCAGCCGCCGCUCCUUUCUAUCAGCUCAGACUCUCUGCUGUCUCAUGUGGAACAGUUACUCCGAGCCUUCAUCCUGAAGAUCAGCGUCUGCGAUGCCGUCCUAGACAACAACCCCCCGGGUUGCACAUUCACUUUACUAGUCCAUACGAGAGAAGCAGCUACAAGGAAUAUGGAGAAGAUUCAGGUUAUUAAGGAUUUUCCCUGGAUCCUGGCUGACGAGCAGGACGUACACAUGCAGGAACCUCGCCUUAUACCCCUGAAGACCAUGACCUCCGAUAUCCUGAAGAUGCAGCUCUAUGUGGAAGAGCGAGGGCAGAAGAACGCCUGAGGCCCGGUCCAGCAACUCCUCAUCAUCACAUCCGGAUGUCCAGGAGGCACCCCGACACCAGGCGUGAAGUAUCGCCAGUGCAGACUGUAACGGAGGAAAUACAUGUAUGGAAGAGUCUGAUAUGUGUCGCCGGGCCUGGAGAUUGCGUGUUACUUCUUCCCGGGAUCGUCAGAUCCAACCCUCGUACCUGUAAUUAGAAGUAUUCCUUCUGCUCUGCGCAUAAAGAACGGGCGCGAUGUCCAGCAGAGAGGAAAUACUCUGCCCAACGUUUGGUGACAAAACCAGAGAUUGUUACUGGCAGAAUUGUGUUAUGCCAGGACUCCCAGGAAGUGACAUCACAGCGUCUGGCGGGACGGGGUCAGAGAUCAUAGCGACGCCCGGAUACCUGCUCACAUCCAGCGUUUAUUACCACCUCUCCUCGUAACUGACCCGCACUCGUCUAUGUUAUUUAUUGUAUGUGUGUCCCGUACUGUGUUAUACACCGGCCAGUCCUACACACUCGCUUAUUACAAGAAAUAUAUAUCGUAUUUGCAAGCGCAUAA